Gamsiella multidivaricata is the source of this 2382-nucleotide messenger RNA. RefSeq lists its product as uncharacterized. The transcript has 3 exons. The record is from RefSeq and is a predicted model, not a curated record. Lineage: Eukaryota; Fungi; Mortierellomycota; Mortierellomycetes; Mortierellales; Mortierellaceae. Bases 167 to 2191 code for a protein of 674 amino acids.
CAAUUCCUCCUUGUAUCGUCCUUGAUCCCCCUUGUCUAUCUGCGCACCACACAGAUAAAAAAAAGUGUUCACUGAAGACAUUCCUAUUUAAUCAAAUAGGGUAGGGGAGCACCACUCUGUAUUAUCCAAACCCUCUUCUUCCCUUCUCCCUACUGCCUGCAAAGUCAUGGCCCCCUUCCAUCAGAAUCUGCCCCAGUCUCCCUCAAUUGCUUCACGUUCAGACACUCCCCUAACUUUCCCUCUGCCCCGCUCCGUACCAGUCCCCGUCUUCACCAAUACGCCGUAUGCACCGGACACAAAGAACGUGUCCCCCGGUCAUGGUCUCUUGACUGACCAAUCAUCGUCCCCACUGCUUCCUCGGCUACACGCGCAUAAACAGGAACAAAAGCAGGGACAGGAACAGAAUCAGGAGCAGACGCAGAAACAGGGACAGGGACAGGGACUCGGCUCUCCGUCCCCUCCUUCCGCAAUACCUCCUAAUCAGCCCACUCUGCGCCAGAAUUACGAACCAAUGCCAUCCAUACAGUUUCAACAGCUUCAAUAUGCCUGUCGGUCUCGAUCUCUCGAUGAGCAGCAGUAUCUUUUUUACCAGGGACAAAGCCAACAGAUCCAACUCCAGUCUUUUGUUCAAGCCCGAGAAUACUCUUCGUCCUCUCUGAAGUAUACAGAUCGCAAGAGGAUUUUGCUGCACACCUUAAGUUCACCAGAUCCGGGGUAUCUAGAUGCCCUCAGCGGCUACUUCAGUCCACAUAUCGGCCAACCUGCUACAAUAGAAUCGCAAUCUGGAAAUAUCUCUCACGCAGAGGAUGAAGAAGAUGAUGUGGAGAUCGAGGAAGAAGACGAUGAGGAGAUCGAGGAGGAAGGAUGGAGCGGUCGUGCGAAUUGUUCCAUGUCAAGGAGCGUCGUUAGAGAUGUUCAGAGGAGAGAGCGACGCUGCUCGCGGCUUAUGGGAGGGCCUGCAGCGUGGGCAGGAACACCACUGAAUACUCAAUGGACACCAAAGAACAGCUUGCUCGUUUCGCCCGCAAAUGACGGCACUAUCACUACACCGCCACCAUCCGCGCGAGUUCCUUUUAUGCCCAGACGAAGGCGCCACUCCUGUGUGGCACCCAAUACCAAGGAAUUCCGUGCCCUCGCAACAAUUUUUGGCUGGGUCACUGUAUCAUCCUCCAACAGCUGGUUGAAGGGAUCCGACGGGCAAAAGUUACAAGCUGCAGAGUUUAUGAUCGAGGGCACACUGCAGCGCUGCACCGGGAUCCACCCAGCAUCGUGCGAGAGCGAUAAUGGCUUGGACAUGGGCGAAGCCUUUCGGCCUAGGUCGAUGAUGGCCUCGUGCGCACCACGCGAGUCUAGGGGUCCAGAGCUCACGGACAGCUGCGUUCGCAUUUCAGAGCAGGGUUCGCGUUUUUCGAAUGGAGGAGUGGGGUGCCCACGCAAAAGUGAUAAGGGAUUGAAGUCAACUCCUACUCAACGCUGCCUCACAGCACUCCCUGGACAGCAGCCAACUCCUCUACAGCCAUCAGUGGAGGAUGAGGCAAUCGCUCACUCCCAAGCCCUAAUGAAUGAAAGUGGUGAUAUCGUGCCAACAAUUUCGGAAUUGAAGGGCGCGCAGGAAUCGACUGAGCAAUCUACAGUGCCGGUGAACGCGCCGGUCGGUCGGGCAGGGUUUGAAACUCAGUUCGAUACAGGGGGUACGCGCUGUAGGAAGAAGUUGCCGGCGCUUCCUCUGGCCGUUGAUUAUGAGGUGAACUCCGGUUACAUGCCUUUCUCUUGGGAACUUUAUAGCCAGUCCCUUCAGACAUCGUCGGCCACCAACGUUGAACCGAAUCCUGCUUAUUCCCAGGACAACCACUGCAACCAUGGCAUCCCAUAUCCACCGAUUAAUCAGACACAUUAUUGCAGCACUGAUGCCGGUAUUCAGAGGCAAUCUUUAGGAGGGACGCUACCCUCAUCUGCACCGGAAUCACCACUUUUAUCUGACGCGCCACCAGUGCCCCCUCGAUACCCCGAGAUUGAUUCUCGUGUGUUUGACCAUCCGGAAGAUGAAGGCCCCGACAGCAUCGUGUACGCCCCAUCUGACUCGACCGGAGACAUCUCUGCUCCUGGACGUGGUGAGCCCUUACCUAUUAUUGCCGCCACAAUCGUUAAGCUGAUUGAAAAACUAACCCAUCAGCAUGGAAUGGGUACGUGAUCUAUUAAGAAUUGCUAUGUCAAAAAAGGCACAGAUGUACUUAAUCCUUUCCCUUUGGUAGACUCUGGGUUCACGACAGACUUUUUUCUCACGUACCGGCUGUUCAUGUCGCCAGUGCAGCUAUGCAAAUAUCUCAUCCAGCGAUACUUGUGGGCAUUGGAGCAGGACACGGAAUCUCGAUACGUUGUUCG